AUGCUGUCAUCAAUCAGGGUAGCAAAACUCGGAAUCAAUGCAUUUUUGCAAAAAUUUAAAACUAAAAAAACAAAGCAAUAAAUAAUUGCAACGAAACAAUUGAACUUUGAAUGUUAUUCAUCAAUCAAUUGUCAACAUUCAUUACAUUUCAGAUUUGCUACGAAGCAAGAUUGUAUUUUAAUAACAAUUGGUUUAUUGGCGAGUUUUAUAUCGGGAAUAUCUUUGUCUUAUUCCAUCACGUUAGUUUCCUAUGGAUUCCAGUCAAUGAUCAAUUACGCUAAGGGAGAUAAAAGUGCGGAGACGGAAGCGUAUUUUUUAAAUGAAAUCCAAGAUUUUGUGCGUAAAUACUCGUGUGUUGGUGGUUUAUUACUGCUAGGAGGUUACUUGGGAACUGCGCUUAUGAAUAUUACGGCUAUUCGUCAGGUGCUAAAGCUAAGACAAGAAUAUUUGAGAGCGGCCUUAAAUCAGGACUUUGCGUACUAUGAUCUGCACCAUACCGGGGAUUUCGCUUCAAAGAUGGCAGACGACGUUAUAAAGUUGGAACAAGGUAUUGGAGGCAAGCUGGCGUCGCUUAUCUACAGUUUAGCAGUAGCACUUGGUUGUAUCGUCAUGUCGCUGAUGAAGGGUUGGAAACUCGCCUUGCUCUGUCUUAUUCCUGCACCAAUAACAUUUUUUCUGGUUGGAUUAACGGGAUGGAUCGCCAACAAAUUGUACAAGAAGCAAUCUAAAGCUAAAAGCGAUGCCAGUAUGGUUGCUGAGGAAGCUAUAAGCUCUAUCAGAACAGUCUACGCUUUUAAUGGGCAAGAGAAAGAGAUAGCAAGAUAUCGCAAACACCUAAUUAGAGCGAGAAAUAUUCACAUUAAAAAAGAAGUAUUCACCGGACUGUCGAUGGGCACACUUUUCUUCUGCGUAUUUGGCUCUUACGCUAUAUCCUUUUAUUUUGGAAUUUAUCUCGUUAUAACGGAGCCGGCAACCUAUAAUGCCGAUGUCAUGUUUUCAGUAUUUUUCGGGAUAAUGACAGCUUUAGGUAAUUUCGGUAUGGUUGCCUCUCUAAUGAGUACAUUUGGUUCAGCAAGGGGCGCCGGGGCACAAAUAUUUCAAACUCUUGACACUGUGCCAACCAUAAACCCCACAUUAAAUACAGGAGUCAAACCAAAUGAUUUCAGAGGAGAUAUUGAAUAUAAAAACGUUGUAUUUCACUAUCCGUCUAGACCGGAUAUUACUGUACUAAAAGAUGUAAAUUUGACAAUAAAACACGGUCAAACAGCUGCAUUGGUAGGACAUUCUGGUUGUGGGAAAUCGACAAUUAUUCAGCUUUUAUCCAGAUAUUAUGAUAUUGAAGAGGGCUCUAUAAAAUUAGAUGGAUAUAAUGUAAAGGAUCUGUCUGUAAAAUGGUUGCGAUCCCAAAUUGGUCUUGUUUGGCAAGAGCCUGUUUUAUUUAGUACCAGUAUUCGUGAAAACAUUCGCUAUGGCUACGAAAACGCCACAAACAGAGAUGUUGAAGACGCUGCGAGGCAGGCUAAUGCUCAUGACUUCAUAAUGAAACUACCAUUAGGCUACGAUACAUUGGUCGGCGAACGCGGUGCGUCACUAUCGGGCGGUCAGAAGCAACGCAUAGCAAUCGCUCGCGCGCUCGUUCGUAACCCGCGAAUCCUUUUACUCGACGAAGCCACUAGCGCACUCGACACGGCUUCUGAGCAUAAAGUACAGAAGGCUUUGGAUAAGGCUACUAAAGGUCGAACAACACUUAUAAUAGCCCAUCGGUUAUCAACUAUACGAAAUGUGGAUAUAAUUUACGUGAUGCAUGAGGGUCAAGUGGUGGAAUCGGGAAGCCAUGAUCACUUAUUAAAUGCGCAAGGCUAUUAUUAUAAAAUGUUUAAAAGUGUGACAGAAGAGGAAAUAAAAUCAAGUAGCAAAGUAAGCUUACUAAGCCAAGAGGAAUCAUUCAUAUCAAAUGAAAAGGAAAAUUUAACAAUAUUAGAUGUAAGAAAAUCUUUUCUACUUCAAUAUGAAGAACAUGGUAAGUCGUAUGAUUGUUUAUAUAAUGUUUACUUACAGGAAAUUGAUGACAAGAAUGUCAAAGGACCGUCCCUCUCAUUUAGAAGAGUAAUAAUGUUGAAUGCACCUGAAUGGAAACUUAUCUGUCUAGGCUGUCUCUGUUCCAUUGUAACUGGCUUCUCUGUACCAUUAUUUGUCGUUUUAUUCGGAGAUUUGUUUGGUUCUAUGGCAUCAAGUGAUCCACAGCAUUUAAUGAAAAAAGUUGAGAAAGUCUCGAUGUCUUGUAUUUUUAUUGGAUGCGCUAUAGGACUAGCAAACUUUAUUGAGACGAUUGCAUUCGGUGCGUCUGGGGCCUAUUUAACAGAAAGAUUAAGAUUGAAAAUGUUUACCCAUUUAUUGCAACAGCAUAUUGGCUUUUUUGACGAUCGCUCGCAUUCGACUGGUGCUCUUUGCGCUCGGCUCUCGUCUGAAGCAGCGUACGUGCAGGGGGCUACAGGUCAACAGGUGGGUAUUAUUCUGCAAGGUCUCGGCUCAGUGGGUCUGGCUUUCUUCCUGGCGAUGUGGUUUGAGUGGCGCGUCGGCCUGGUAGUAUUGUGUUUUAGCCCAGUCCUUGUAUUCGUGAUCUGGCAACAGGGCAGAGCAAUGGACGAGGAGUCUACUGGUUAUGCAUCCGCUCUUGAGAAAAGUACAAUGGUAGCCGUAGAAGCGGUGUCAAAUAUUCGUACGGUAGCGGCACUGGGGUUGGAAAGGAGGGUAGUGUCUGAGUACACGAAUCUUCUUCUACCCGCCUUAGUUACCGCAAAAUGCGCCGCGCAUUGGCGUGGUGUUGUUACAGGACUAUCGCGAUCUCUUUUUCACUUUGUUAAUGCUGCUGCUCUAACCUAUGGCAGUCAUCUUAUUGUGUCUGAUGGAAUUGCUUAUGAAGAUGUAUUGAUAGCAACACAAUCCCUGCAAAUGGCAUCGAAUCAAGCGCAGAACGCAUUUGCAUAUGCGCCGGACUUUCAUCGAGGCGUAAAUGCAGCCGCGAGAAUCAAACAACUACUCGAUACUAAACCCGCUAUUCAGGAUCCUGAAGAUUUUAUAAAUUUUGAAGCUAGCGGUAACGCGACGUUGAAAAAUGUCGAGUUUUGUUAUCCAACACGACCCACUGUUAAAGUGCUACGAGGGCUUAAUUUGCAGAUUGAUAAUGGAAUGACUAUAGCUAUAGUUGGGGAGAGUGGUUGCGGCAAAAGCACAGUCAUACAACUUUUGUUAAGAUACUAUGACCCUAUCUCAGGAUCCGUAAUGUUAGAUGACCUUCCUCUUACACGGCUACGAAUGAGUGAUAUUCGAGGUUGUUUUGGCAUCGUCUCUCAAGAGCCGACGCUUUUUGAUCGCACUAUUAGUGAGAACAUUGCGUAUGGAGAAAGUAGGAACGUGACACAACAGGAAGUGAUCGAUGCGGCGCGACUCGCUAACAUUCACGAUUUUAUUGUAUCCUUGCCAAAGGGAUACGAAACCGAUAUAGGAUCGAAAGGGAUCCAGUUAUCAGGAGGUCAGAAACAGAGGGUUGCGAUUGCCAGAGCUCUGAUACGACAUCCAAAAAUAUUGCUGCUUGAUGAAGCAACCAGCGCUUUGGACAAUGAGAGUGAGAAGGUAGUCCAAGAAGCCCUGGAAGGAGCUAAAGCUGGCCGAACCUGCGUAAUAAUCGCUCACCGCCUGAGCACAGUAAGAGAUGCAGACCUCAUCUGUGUGCUGAGCGAUGGAAGAUUGGCGGAAGUCGGCACACACACGCAUCUAAUGCAACUCAAGGGACUGUACUAUAAUAUGGUGGUAAACAAAUAAAUGUUUUUCUAUAUUUUGAUAGAUAUGACGAGUCCGUCCAACUCAUUUUUAAUACCACUACGUUUAAGGGUACCAACGCACUUGCAAUAAACCAAAAAAUAAAUGGUUUUGUUUCCUUGUAAUAUAUUAAUCACAGAGAUCUAAGAAAACUUUACUUAGUUUAUGUUGAACAUGAAUAAGUACCUAAGCAAGCAGCAUGAACUAGGUAUACCGUAGGUAUAUUUUUACUUAAGUAUUUUGUUAUUAACCGGACAUUGUCAAACCUCCACUUUCAUACGGUUGACCGACCGCUCGCGGGACAGCAGAUUUUUAUCAUUUUAUAUUGAUAAGAAUAAUUAUCAAGAUUAAAGUUUCUAUUUAUAAUUAAUAUUAGAUAAUUUAUCGAGGUUAAGUACCUACAAUAUAGACUGGCUUCAAAAUAUAAAUCAAUAAUUUUCAAAUUAAUUCUAACGUCUAAGUUCAAAUACAAUUUUAUCAUGUUUAAACAAAUUUAGAUUUUUCAGUCAUAAAUAGAAACAAACAGUAAAUAAAAACAAACAAUAUGUUUUAUUUUUAUUUUAAAUUGAUUUCACAUUAUUAGAAAGGGAUGUAGUUAGUAAACUACAGCUAGCAAAAAUCAUAUUUUUAUUUUAAAAUCAUUCCUUUCUUAUGGCCAUCCA
Pieris rapae (cabbage white) is the source of this 4481-nucleotide messenger RNA. Its product is annotated as ATP-dependent translocase ABCB1. Lineage: Eukaryota; Metazoa; Arthropoda; Insecta; Lepidoptera; Pieridae. The transcript is spliced from 24 exons. Gene Ontology annotation, molecular function: ATP binding; ABC-type transporter activity; ATP hydrolysis activity. The record is from RefSeq and is a predicted model, not a curated record. Gene Ontology annotation, biological process: transmembrane transport. Gene Ontology annotation, cellular component: membrane.